Molecule: messenger RNA, 2913 nt
Organism: Guillardia theta CCMP2712
Lineage: Eukaryota; Cryptophyceae; Pyrenomonadales; Geminigeraceae
Exons: 25
Coding region: 1-2817 (938 amino acids)
Biological process (GO): microtubule-based movement; mitotic spindle organization
Molecular function (GO): ATP binding; microtubule motor activity; microtubule binding
Source: RefSeq, a predicted model, not a curated record
AUGGGGCUGAGAGAAUCGGAGAACAUCCGCGUCAUCGUGCGGGUUCGACCGCUUGAUGAAAGAGAGCUGAGAAGAGGUGAAGACGAGAACAUCUCUUGCGUGAGGGCAAACACGGUCCAGGUUGCCGAGCAGAACGGGAAGGGGAAGGGACAAAAGUCAGUGGCGUACCAGUUUGAUAGAUGCUUCGGACCCGAAUGCACACAAGAGUUGCUGUUCGAAGAGUGUGGGGUGCUUCCGUUGCUCGAUCACGUGCUCGAGGGAUAUUCAUCGACCAUCUUCGCUUAUGGGCCGACGGGCUCCGGCAAGACGUACACCAUCACAGGUACAGGUAGCGUUGACCGGAUCCUCCGAAACGGCAGCGGAGAUGUGUCCGACGGGAUCGUUAUCCGCAGCGUCGAGGCGCUGUUCUCCAAGGUAGCCUCCCGCUCUCCCUUGACCUCCUCGAUGACCUGUGUGGAGAUAUACAACGAGUCAGUCCUCGACUUGUUCAAAUCAAGGGACAAGCAGCACCUGCCGGUGAAGUUCGACACCAUGAGAGGAUGCUUCUUCGUGCAAGACCUCUCGUACGGGAAGUGCGCGUCCGAGGAGGAAAUUCUCAAGCUCUACAUGAAAGCUCUCAAGAACAGAAGCGUCGCAGGGCAUGAGCUCAAUCGAGACUCGUCUCGCAGCCAUGCCCUCCUCACGCUCUACGUCGACUCCAUGGAGAAGCAGGAGGACGGGAUAGUGACGAGGCACGGCAAGAUCUCCUUUGUCGACCUGGCUGGGAGCGAGCGACUGGAGUAUUCAAAGUCGGAGGGAUCGACGUUGAAGGAGACGGGAGCAAUCAACAAGUCCAUCUUCACCCUCGGGAAAGUGAUCUCCUCCCUCUGCGACCGCAAGCGGACCAAGGUUCCUUAUCGGGACUCGAAGCUGACGCAGCUGCUGAUGGACAGCCUUGGAGGGACGAGCCUGACGAUCAUGCUGGCAUGCAUCUCACCCUCCAACACCAACCUGAGCGAAAGCGUCCGAACUCUAGAGUAUGCGAGCCGAGCUAAGAACAUCAAGAACAAGCCUGUCGUUCUCUUGGAUCAGCAGCAGAGCAUGGUCAAGGAGUUACAGAAAGAGAUCGAAGCGCUGCGGGCGGAGAAUCGAGCCCUGAAGCAAGCUCUGCUCAGCAAGUCGAACGGGGAUGUGAGCGUGCUCAGGGAGGGAACGUCUAUGAGUGCUCCCGAGCAUGAGAAGGAGGUCUCGGCGCAUGGCUCGGGGAGCAGCAGGAGCAUGCGUCACUCCAUGACCGACUUCCCCGAGAUUGACUUGCACCGGUCUGAGAGCGUGAUUUCGUUUCCGAGCCCCAAGCGCAAGCAGUUCCUUGCGAGCCCCAAGGCAGCACAGGAGGCUCAUCCCAUCUCAUUCAACUCCUCCAAGACUGCCCGCCACGAGGAUAGCUGGAUGCCUUCCAUCCACAAGGAGAGCCUCCCUACCACUGACCACCUCUCCUCCCGAGAGGACAAGUACGCCCGCGAACGCGCCAUCAUGAAGGACCUCGACGACAUGGCCAAGUUCUCCUACUUCGACGACCGCACCCCCAAGUACGGCAGCAAGCGGCGUGACAGCAGCGAGGGAGGAGCGUACGGCCUGAGGUCGCAAGCAGAUUCAUCCCGCGGGACGAAGGAUGUGCAUCAAAGAAGGGUGCUGCAGGUCGGGAGGGGCAAGAAGAGCACGAGGUUUGAGAAGGAAAGCAGCAGAGCUCGACGCCCUCUGGAGUUUGAGAGAGAGGGCCUCAGCAGACUGGAGGACGCGGGCAAGCUGAACUACUUCAGUGACGAUAUGAAACCCUCCCGCUCCUCCAGCGUCGCCAGCACCCCAGGCUUCUCCCGCUCCUCGUCCACUGUAGACUCGCGACCGACCUCAGACCUGCUCCAUCAGCAUCUCUUCCCUCGCUCUGUGCCGCAUGCCCAGCCGGCGGCAGGAGACGAAGCCCCAAGCUGGUUCAGUGAGAGCAGGAGGUUCUCCAACAGCUCGAUGAGCUCAGAGCGAGGAGCCGCUACCUCGUUCGAGCCUGCGAGCCCCAAGUCUGUCAUGACUGGACACGCGUCCGCUCUCAGGUUGUCCCCCAAGGUGACGCUGCCAUCUGCCGAGCAAGACUCGUCGCCCAAGUCCAUCAGGAGCCAAGUGAACUGGACCCGGCCUCAGUCGCCCGACAGAGAGCAGAGGUUGUUGGACGAGGCCCUGGAUGAAGUCUUGUCGCAUGCUCGCGGAGCUUCUCGCCACCCCCCAGCUCCUCAGCCGGAGCCGCAGACUCGCAGCCACGGGCAAGCAGAGGAAUGGAUCAAGCUUCUGAACCCCCUCGCAGCGCUUGACUUUGACAAGGGCAGCAGCAGCUGGGAGACAGAGCUGAACCAGAUGAUGCAAACGAUCAGCACAAGGGACAGCUCCUCCUCGCUCAGCCACCUCCCGGCUGCUCCUGCCGAUCGAGUCAGGCCGCUGUCAGGAAAGAAACCUCCGCUUGUGCCGAGACAGGAGCCUCCCGUGGAGUCUUCAAUAUCAGAAGCUUCCAGGACGUUCGAUCAGUACAGGGAACGAGCUCGUCGGCUCGAGGACGUCAGCAGCAGGCAUGCUCAUGCUGCCGGCAAGAGCUACGCGCCCCCUGAGAGGAUCAGAGAGAGUCUGAGGAACGAGAGUGACAGAGGGGAGGUGACGUGGACGUCGAGAAGCAGCGAUGAGAACUCCACCUUCGACGCUCUGAUGCGAAACCUCGAGCAAAGCCGUGCCAAGGCCCAGCAAGCUCGAAAGAGCAUCUUGGAGAAGAAGGCGCAGUGGGAGAACAAGAUCGUGUGAAUUAGCUUGAGGGAGCAGACAUCGGUGAUCCAGGAGGCGUCUGAAUGUACGUUUGUGUGUACAGUAGAGCUUGUACAAGUGAAGCAUCAAAACACG